AUGGCCACUUUGGCCCUCAGCGUCUACGCUGCUCCCGCUCCUAUGAUCACUGGUGCCCCCUCUCUGUCUCGCCGACAGGAAGGUGGUGCUGCAGGUGGUAGCAGUGUUCUCGACGCUCCCAUGACCAUUGCUGCUGGCGAGUCUUUUGAUGGCGGUAACGCUGUCUUCGAUCGCGGUGUCUCCUGCACCGGCCAGGAAGAGGGUGGUGAUUCCGACGCUGUCUUCAUUCUUGAGAAAGGCGCUACUCUUUCCAACGUUCGCAUCGGUCCUAACCAGAUCGAGGGUGUUCACUGCAACGGUGGCUGCACUCUUAACAAUGUUGUCUGGGACGCCGUCUGCGAAGACGCUUUCAGCAUCAAGAAGCAGGAAGAUGGUGAGACCACCACUAUAAACGGCGGUGGUGCCAAGGGAGCCGAGGACAAGGUGAUCCAGCACAACGGUGGUGGAACUGUUAUCAUUAAGGACUUUGAGGUCUCUGACUUUGGCAAGCUUUACCGCAGCUGCGGUAACUGCAAGUCUAUGCCUGCUCGUCACGUUGAGAUCUCUGGUGGCUCUGCCAGCAACGGAAAGAUUCUUGUGGGUAUCAACCCCAACAUGGGUGACACUGCCAAGAUUUCCGGUAUCCAAGUCACCAAUGUUCCCAAGCAAUGCAUCACCUUUGAAGGUGUUACCGAUGGAAGUGAGCCUAAGGAGGUUGGCACUUGCGAUGGUGCUGGCUCUGACUCUGGCUCUGGCGGCUCUAGCGAGGCUCCUGCUACUCCUACCACCUCCGCCGGAGGCUCCGAGACCCCUAUUGCAUCUGAGGUUGCCGACCCUGUCCAGUCCUCCGUCGAUGGCGACUCUGGUGACGACAACGACUCUGAUGACAACCAAUCCGGCGAUGACUCAAACAACGACGACUCAAAUGAUGAGAACAAAGAUGAGGACAAGGAGGACAAGGAGGACAAGGAGAAAGAUUCCGGCAGCAACAACGGUGAGCAAGAUCUCGGCAACGAGAGCCAGGAUGGUUCCAACGGCCAGCAGCCAUCUCAACCUCCUCAGUUUGAUGCCCCCCCUCAAUUUGGUGGUCGUCCCCAGUUCGGCGGCUUCCAAAAGUAG
Fusarium graminearum PH-1 is the source of this 1098-nucleotide messenger RNA. RefSeq lists its product as uncharacterized. The transcript is spliced from 2 exons. NCBI's taxonomy places the organism in Eukaryota, Fungi, Ascomycota, Sordariomycetes, Hypocreales, Nectriaceae. Gene Ontology annotation, molecular function: pectate lyase activity. Bases 1 to 1098 code for a protein of 365 amino acids. Gene Ontology annotation, biological process: pectin catabolic process. The record is from RefSeq and is a predicted model, not a curated record. Gene Ontology annotation, cellular component: extracellular region.